AUUCGUUUCACUAGCAACGAUCAUCAGCUCACCAGCUUCUGUCUCCUCUAAAGCGUAACAAUGAAACUGAUUUGCAUUUCAUUUGUGUUGGCUGUGUGCUUGGUUGUUGUCAAUGCUGGCCUUAUCGGUCAUCCUACGAUUGAAAUAAAUGCCGACAGCCCUCCUCAUUACGAAUUCCAAUAUGCUGUGCACGAUGCCCACACUGGCGACAUAAAGGAUCAGUUCGAACAUCGCCGAGGAGAAUACGUUACUGGUCGUUAUUCGCUUGUCGAGCCCGAUGGCCAACGUCGUAUUGUGGAUUAUAGCUCCGAUCCAUUGUUGGGAUUCUCGGCUCAAGUUCGCCGGGAAUUGGUCGGUGUACAUGCUGCUGCUCCCGUGGUCGAGGAGUGGCCAGCACCUGCCCAUCGCCGCUAAACUAGC
This is a messenger RNA of Musca vetustissima, 420 nucleotides long. Its product is annotated as cuticle protein 7. The transcript has 2 exons. Bases 61 to 414 code for a protein of 117 amino acids. Gene Ontology annotation, cellular component: extracellular matrix. The record is from RefSeq and is a predicted model, not a curated record. NCBI's taxonomy places the organism in Eukaryota, Metazoa, Arthropoda, Insecta, Diptera, Muscidae.